This is a messenger RNA of Pantherophis guttatus, 1857 nucleotides long. The record is from RefSeq and is a predicted model, not a curated record. NCBI's taxonomy places the organism in Eukaryota, Metazoa, Chordata, Lepidosauria, Squamata, Colubridae.
AAACAGUGAGCCAAUAGGAAAGUUGUGCGCAUGCGUGCCGCAACAUCGUGGCUGUUUGGUAUCGUUGGUGAAGGCUCAGUUUUUGAUUCCGGAAAUCGAGAUAUUUUCCUGCGAAGCUGCAAUAAACGUGUUGGUCCUUAUGUUCCAGAAGAUUAAAGCAUCCACUUAAUUUUAUGCAGUGCUCUUUCAAUGGCACAUAUCAGUAUCAACCAAUAUUUGCAGCAGGUACUGGAAUCUAUUGAUGGCAGAGAUGGAUUGUUUUGUGCAGAAUUAGUGUCAUUUAAACAUCCUCAUGUUGCAAAUCCUAGACUGCAGCUUUCAUCUCCAGAAGAAAAAUGUCAACAAGUGCUGGAACCACCUUAUGAUGAGAUGUUUGCUGCUCAUUUAAGAUGUACUUACGCAGUUGCCAACCAUGACUUUGUAGAAGCAUACAAAUGCCAAACAGUUGUAGUACAAUCUUUCCUGAGAGCUUUUCAAGCACACAAAGAAGAAAACUGGGCUUUGCCUAUUAUGUAUGCAGUGGCACUUGAUCUUCGAAUUUUUGCCAACAGUGCUGAUCAACAACUAGCAAAGAAAGGCAAAGGCAAAGUUGGUGACAUGUUGGAAAAAGCAGCUGAACUUCUUAUGAGCUGUUUCCGUGUAUGUGCAAGUGACACUCGAGCCAGCAUUGAGGAUUCAAAAAAGUGGGGCAUGUUGUUUCUGGUGAAUCAACUAUUUAAAAUAUAUUUUAAGAUCAAUAAACUUCACCUAUGUAAACCAUUGAUAAGAGCAAUUGAUAGCUCAAACCUUAAAGAUGAAUAUAGCAUGGCACAAAGAGUUACAUACAGGUACUAUGUUGGAAGGAAGGCAAUGUUUGAUAGUGAUUUUAAACAAGCUGAAGAGUAUCUGUCUUUUGCCUUUGAGCACUGUCACCGGUCUAGUCAGAAAAACAAAAGGAUGAUAUUGAUUUAUUUGCUGCCAGUGAAAAUGUUACUGGGCCAUAUGCCAAUGAUCCAGCUUUUAAAAAAGUAUGACCUCAUGCAGUUUGCAGAAGUUACAAAAGCUGUGAGUGAAGGGAACCUUCUUUUAUUAAAUGAUGCUCUGGCAAAACAUGAGACGUUUUUCAUUCGCUGCGGUAUCUUCCUUAUUCUUGAGAAGCUGAAAAUCAUCACCUACAGAAAUCUCUUCAAGAAAGUAUAUUUGUUACUUAAAACUCACCAGCUAGCUCUAGAUGCCUUUCUGGUUGCCCUGAAAUUCAUGAAAGUCACUGAUGUUGAUAUUGAUGAAGUCCAGUGCAUUUUGGCUAAUCUCAUUUACAUGGGUCAUAUUAAGGGCUAUAUAUCACAUCAGCAUCAGAAGCUUGUUGUCAGCAAGCAAAAUCCUUUCCCUCCACUUUCUACUGUCUGCUGAACGGAGAUGGAGGAAUGUUGCUCCUGGGCAGGGAUUAUGAUUGGAGGAGCCCUCUUUAAAAGGUGGAACAGUCUUGCAUUUAGGACAAAGAGGGGCAUGCUGAAGAGAUUGCUGCAGCACAGAAGAGAAGGAAUGGCUCCACUAUUUCCUUCCAUUCAAAGGAAAUGAUUAUGAUCCCCUCUCUGUAAUCUUCAGAACCACCUUCUGGAAGGCAAUUUUCAGAACAGGUACAGAAUGAACUAUGUAUUGUUCCAUCAUAAUUUUUUGUGUGUGGAUUUUUCUUGAUAAAAAUUCCCAAUUGAAUAAACAGCAUAAUAUUAUGUUGAUAACCUCUGGUGAACACUUCAUAACAUGACCAUAAUUGAUGUUUUCAAUUUUAAUAUUGCUAUAAUAUUUUUUUUUAAAAACAUGUAAAGACUUAAUGUGUUAUCUUUCAAAGUUUAAUUAAAUGUAGAAAAUGAAAAAUAA